UCUUUUCGUGCCGGUCUAGCUCCACUCUAUGGCUACUAUUCUCGCCUAUGGAAGGUAGGAACCGGAAAGUCCGUUUCUCAAUGAUGUCCGGUGCUGCGCGCCUAACCUUUUGCAGGUGAAUCGGAAGGACCGGAUUGAUGUCGUUUCUGCUCUAAUGCGGAUGCUUCCUGAGGCCAAUAUGAAUCCCAUCCCAGAGUCGGACCCACAAUGCUUGACCAAACAGAAGAAGGUCCACCUUCUUGUUGGCGUCACUGGAAGCGUGGCCGCCUUAAAGCUGCCUCUUCUCGUCUCUGAGCUUCUGAAGAUACCUGGACUGGAAGUGCAAGUGGUGACUACAGAAAAUGCUAAGCAUUUCUACAAUUCGGAGGAGAUCCCCGUAACUCUCUACAGCGAUGCAGAUGAAUGGCAACUGUGGAAGGGGCGCUCAGAUCCUGUGCUCCACAUCGAACUCAGGCGCUGGGCUGACCUGAUGCUGGUGGCGCCUUUGGAUGCAAACUCCUUGGCCAAAGUAGCAAAUGGCCUCUGUGACAACCUCCUGACUUGUGUCAUCCGUGCCUGGGAUCUGAGCAAGCCGCUGCUCUUCUGCCCUGCCAUGAACACGGCCAUGUGGGAGCAUCCCAUCACUGCCCAGCAAGUGGAAAAACUCAAGGGCUUUGGCUACGUGGAGAUUCCUUGCAUUGUGAAGAAGCUGAUCUGUGGAGACGAAGGUCGGGGUGCCAUGGCAGAAGUGUCAACCAUUGUGGAGAAAGUCAAGGCAGUUUUGUCAGAGUUGGACCUGCCCAAUCAAAGCUGAUCCUCAGUUGGCGUUUCAGGAUUUCUAAUACGGGGAAAAAAAUCAAGAAAAAGUAAACACUACAAGCUUGGAUUUAACCCUGACCAGCUGUUUGGACACAGUGUAUAGCUGGAGACUUUUUGCUAACAAAUCUGAACUCACAGUUUUGCUGCCUUUUGUGCAAUCUCCAGCCGGAAGAGGGAGCAGCAAGCUUCUGAAUAAUUUGGUGGUGAGUCUGACAGAGCCAUUGAGAGAAGAAGGUGAUGCAAAGACAGACAGUGUCCUGAAGAGGGCACUGAGAAUUUCUGCAGAAUUAUUUUCUUUGAGCUCAUGACUUGCAAUAGAGUUCCCAUCCCUUUAUCUCUUUUUUUUGGUCUCAGUUUCUACAUUUCUUUAUUCAAAAGGCUAUAUUGGCAUAUUGGAGAUGGAGGCGGGUUAUACAUAAAUUAUUAUUAUUUUAUGUUAUGAUACAGCAAACAGGAUAGAUAUGCUGGAUUUCGUUUCACAAAAUCACAAGUCGAACACUUCCCAAGUGUUUGGGACUGUGAUGUAAUUUUGGAUGGCCUUUUGCAGUUGGCAGAUCGUAAUUUUGUCAAUGUCUAUUGUUUCCAAAUGCCGGCUGAGAUCUUUUGGCACGGCACCCAGUGUGCCCAUCACCACCGGGACCACCUGUACUGGUUUCUGCCAGAGUCUUUGAAGUUCGAUCUUGAGGUCCUGAUAGCGGCUGAGUUGUUCAUGUUGUUUUUCAUCAAUUCGACUGUCACCUGGUAUGGCGACAUCAAUAAUCCAAACCUUUUUCUUUUCCACAACUGUGAUGUCUGGUGUGUUGUGUUCCAGAACUUUGUCAAUCUGGAUUAUUAUUAUUAUUAUUCCAUGGUAGGGAGUCCCCGGUGGCACAGUGGAUUAAACCGCUGAACUGCUGAACUUGCUGACCAUUAAGUCCAGUCGUGUCCAACUCCGGGGCUUUGUGCUCAUCUCCAUUUCUAAGCUGAAGAGCCGGCGUUGUCCGUAGAAACCUCUACGGUCAUGUAGCCACUGGCAUGACUGCAUGGAGCGCUGUUAUUACAGUAGAGUCUCACUUAUCCAACAUAAACGGGCCAGCAGAAUGUUGGAUAAGCGAAUAUGUUGGAUAAUAAGGAAGGGUUAAGGAAAAGCCUAUUAAACAUCAAAUUAGGUUAUGAUUUUACAAAUUAAGCACCCAAACAUCAUGUUUUACAACAUAUUUGACAGAAAAAGUAGUUCAAUACGCAGUAAUGCUAUGUUGUAAUUAUUGUAUUUACGAAUUUAGCACCAAAAUAUCAUGAUGUAUUGAAAACAUUGACUAUAAAAAUGUGUUGGAUAAUCCGGAACGUUGGAUAAGCGAAUGUUGGAUAAGUGAGACUCUACUAUUAUUAUUACUAUUUCAAGCCUAGAGUCUCAAGUUUUAGAUUAUUCAAUUUCCCCUCUUCUCUGGAUAAUUACAAACUGCUUUUGCUUACACUUUCUACACAAGGUAAAUAUAAAAUAUUGCCAUGCUAUGUUGUAAAGCUGUGUCUCACCCCUUUCUGGGAUAUUCCCCUGCCAGACCAUAUUUAAAAGUGCUUGUUAUUAAGAUAACGAUCGCAUUAUUAUUAGUAGUAAUUCUCGUGAUGGUGGAAGAUGACGCUUCUGCCGGGCGCUGGCUGGCUGCUUGUGAAUGUUGGACCCAACCCUUUUCACCCAAGGGUUGCCGUCCUUUUCUGCCUGCGUGGAAGAAAACCUUCUCGCUAAUGGGGCUUAAUUAACGCCAAGACAGAGACCCAGUCCUGCUUGGCGAAGUCAUGAAAUUAUGGUUUGGAACGAGACUUUGGAUUUUGUCUUCUAGGUUUUCAUGUUGCCAGUGCCGAGUCAGCGACUGCGCCCUAAAAAUAAUCCCUGGCAUCUGACAACCAUCAAUGCUAUUUUAAUUUUUAUAUAUAUAUAGAUAUAUAUAUAUAUAUAUAUAUAUAUAUAUAUAUAUAUAUAUAUAUAUAUAACAUAUUAUAUAUAUGUAUAAUAUUCAUAAUGUUAUAUUGUAAUAUGAUAUACUAAUAAUACAAUAUAAUAAUAUUAAUUAUAUAUCAUAUUUUACAUGUAAUAUUACUAAUAAUAUUACAAUAUAUUGAUAUAGUACAAUAUAGUAAUUUAUUGCCAGUAUUGUACUAUGCUAAUAAUAUAAUAUUGUAUGUAAAUUUAAUUUGUAAGCCGCUCUGAGUCCCCUUCGGGGUGAGAAGGGUGGCAUAUAAAUGUAGCAAAUAAAUAAAUAAUAAAUAAAUGGCCAGCUGGGUUCUGGUCCACCCAAAUGUAUGGCACAGCCACCUUGUUGACCCUAAACAAAUUUUAGUUGGCCAAUAUCCGGAGAGAGGAUACGGGUCCGGCUGUUAUGAAUGUCGUACUAUACUUCAGAUCCCACAGAUCUACCAGUAAAUCCAGUUCCUUUCCACUCUUGAACCAGAAGGUCUUUUAAGGUUCUUCCCAGCGCAGUGUUACUUUGAAAUCUCAAUUACAUGUUUUCCCUGGGCAACCAUAACAUUAGAAAAGCUGUGACAGGAGUUACAUCUAAAUAAAGCACAAAUCGGUUUAA
Molecule: messenger RNA, 3353 nt
Organism: Anolis carolinensis (green anole)
Lineage: Eukaryota; Metazoa; Chordata; Lepidosauria; Squamata; Anolidae
Gene: ppcdc
Product: phosphopantothenoylcysteine decarboxylase
Exons: 6
Coding region: 155-793 (212 amino acids)
Biological process (GO): coenzyme A biosynthetic process
Cellular component (GO): phosphopantothenoylcysteine decarboxylase complex
Molecular function (GO): phosphopantothenoylcysteine decarboxylase activity; FMN binding
Source: RefSeq, a predicted model, not a curated record